Messenger RNA from Photinus pyralis (common eastern firefly), 1458 nucleotides. Its product is annotated as netrin-1-like. Lineage: Eukaryota; Metazoa; Arthropoda; Insecta; Coleoptera; Lampyridae. The record is from RefSeq and is a predicted model, not a curated record.
UCAAACUGCGCCCGCUGUGAAAAGUUGAUGUACGCAGCUUCCAUUCCGGAGCCGCGCGUCAUUUACGGUCCGGUUCUGUUGAUUCUUUCUCUCCAUUUCUUAACAAUCGCGACGUUUCCCUUAAAUGAAAUGUGUCCGUUUCUCGUUCAGGUCUAAUUACGAAGUGUCGUUAAUCGAAAUCGCACCGCCGCUGUAAUUAUGUAAAUUAAUAAAUCCCGUGUAAGUUUGUGAAUAACUCGAAAUUUCCGGAUAAGAUGAAGCUCCAAUACAUCAUUUGGCUAUCUGCCGUUUCUUGUACGUUGGCGAUAUCCGACAACUUUUUAAAAAUGUUUGGGGCACAACAAACGCCCGCCGAUCCGUGUUACGACGAAGACAGGCCGCGUAGAUGCAUCCCGGAUUUUGUGAAUGCCGCCUUCGGUAGAUCUAUUGCCGCUUCUUCUACCUGCGGUCUAAAAGGCACGGUGCAGUAUUGCGACGUGCUCGACGUCGGCGGAGCGCCCCAGUGUAACAUUUGCGACGAUCAAAACCCCCGAAAACGCUUUCCAUCCGUUUUUCUAACGGAUAUUAACAACCCGAAUAACGUUACCUGUUGGAGGUCCGAACCGUUACAGCCACCCACUAGCGUGCACGCACCACCUGACAAUAUAACCCUCAUACUGAGCCUCGGCAAGAAGUACGAGUUGACCUACGUAAGUUUGCAGUUCUGCCCGCACACGCCAAAGCCGGAUUCCAUCGCGAUUUACAAAAGCAUGGAUUACGGCAAAACCUGGCAACCCUUUCAAUUUUAUUCUAGUCAGUGCAGGAGGGUGUACGGUCGACCUAAUCGGGCGACGAUUACUAAGGCUAACGAGCAGGAGGCGCGAUGCACCGAUGCCCACCGUUAUACCGGUGGAGAAGGUCUCGGCCUUGGUCACCAAUCUAGAAUCGCUUUUAGUACUCUCGAGGGGCGUCCCAGUGCGCUCGAUUUCGAUAAUUCCCCCGUUCUGCAAGAUUGGGUAACCGCGACCGAUAUAAAGGUGGUGUUUAAUCGGCUGCAUAUGCCCGUCGAGGAUCCCUCCGACGAUUUGGAUAUUUUAAUUGACGAGCACGAGUUCAAGCAGCAGCAGGAGGACGACGACGAGGACGAUCCCACGAAGGGUCCGUCCGUGCAGUUAGUGAACGAAAUGCAGGUCGUCGAGGCCGACGAUACGAAAGUUUCGGUUUCGGUGGAUAUGGGCGGUAAUGGGAUUAUGAACGUUUAUAACAGGGUGACCCAUCAAUACGCGGUGAGCGACUUCGCCGUCGGUGGUCGAUGCAAGUGUAACGGUCAUGCGAGUAAAUGUAUCACCGGUCGCGAUGGACAAUUAACAUGCGAAUGUAAACAUAACACGGCAGGACGGGAUUGUGAACGCUGUAAACCGUUUCAUUUUGAUAGGCCAUGGAGCAGAGCCACCGCUCGAGACGCCAACGAGUGUAAAG